CAGGUGACUGAUGUAAGCAAAAUAAUAGCACCGCAUUGGCAUCGCACGAUUUACCUUUUCCCUGUUAGUUCGAUUAUUUUGCUAAUUUUGCUUUUACUGAAAUUCAUAAGAUGGUGAAUAAACCAAGUAUACAAAUUUUGCCACUACUCGGCAGACAUUUAUGGCGACGUUAUUGUGCACUUGAUGCCAAAAAAUCAAUGCAAACAGCUGAGAGCGUAAGCCGGCAUCCGACAUUAACUCUAAACAACAGGAAGAAAAAGGUUGCACUGCUGGUUGGCUACAAUGGACAAGGCUACAACAGUUUUCAAAUAAAACCUGGCAACAGAUCAAUUGAAGACCAACUAUUGAUGGCCCUGCAAACAGGUGGCUUGGCUUCUGAGGAAGAGUGCCAAAAUUCAGAAUCCAUUUUCUUACACUGUGGUGCUAAAACUGGGAAGGAUAUUUCAGCAGUGAAGCAAACUGUUUCACUAUUACUGAGCAUAGACAAAAACGUAAAAGAACGAUUGAAUUCUCAUCUUCCACCUGAGAUUCGAGUCUUAGGAAUUCGUCCGUUGGCAGCAGAGAUCGAUUCUGCCCUCAUAAGGGACCCCGAUUUUUGCACCUAUGGCUACAUAUUGCCAACAUUUGCUUUGAGUCCAUUUGGACUAGAGAGCAAGUCGUUCAGAGCGUCACCACAACUUAUCGACAGGUUCAGAGAGAUCCUUGGAUUGUUUGAAGGCACCAAAAAUCUGCACAAUUUUCUCCUUAGAAGCAAAUUUGAAAAUCCAGACAGCGAAAGAAGCAUUUCAAAAUUUGAGUGUCUCGAGCCCUUCGAGUUUGGGAACCAGCAAUAUGUAGAGUGCCAAGUGACCUCAAAGAUCUUCAAAAAAGAUCAAAUUAGAUUGAUGGUUGCAUUUGCUUUUGCAAUAGCUAAAGGCAUAGUGAAGCAAAAUUUAGUGGAGAAAGCGUUCACCCAAACCAAGUUAGAUAUUCUUAAGGCGCCAGAGGGUGGUUUGUUUUUACAAGAGUUGCACUACCAUAGCUACAAUGAGAAAUUCUGUAAGGAUGGAGCGCUAGAAAAGCUGUGCUGGGAGCAGGAGGAAGAGAGUAUUCAGAGUUUUAAAAAUGAUCAUAUAAUUCCAAACAUUGUCACCAGAGUUAAAGAUAUAUCCUUCAUGAAAUGGAUAAAGGACUUGCCGAUGCACACCUUUUUUAAGAAAUGAGUAUUCUGCAUUGAAAAGUUACUUCUGGGCAACCUGAACGUCAAGAACAAUUUUGCUUUUGUUCCUAAAACUAAAAAAAUAAAAAUACUUUUAAUGUUAAU
This is a messenger RNA of Cloeon dipterum, 1303 nucleotides long. Its product is annotated as pseudouridylate synthase 1 homolog. Gene Ontology annotation, molecular function: pseudouridine synthase activity; RNA binding. Lineage: Eukaryota; Metazoa; Arthropoda; Insecta; Ephemeroptera; Baetidae. The coding region runs from base 111 to 1202 and encodes 363 amino acids. Gene Ontology annotation, biological process: tRNA pseudouridine synthesis; mRNA pseudouridine synthesis. Gene Ontology annotation, cellular component: nucleus. The transcript is spliced from 7 exons. The record is from RefSeq and is a predicted model, not a curated record.